CCAGGUGAGCGCCCCGCCCGCUCAGCAGCCAGAUCAACCCCAGGGCUGGGGCGCGGGCUGGAGGCGCCAGGCGGUGCGUUCUGCCCGCGCGGGGCUGAGAGGGGCCGGGGCCGGGGCCAAGGCCAGGGGUCUCGCCGCUAGCCGCCCGCAAAGCAGUCCGGGCCGCAACGCUGCGCCCUCCGCCCUGUUUCUGCACCCGUCUGGGUUCUUGUCUCGCCGCCUGCAAGCCUUCCCGAGCUCAGGGUGGUGAGCUGCGGAGACCCGUGAUAAUUCGUUAACUAAUUCAACAAACGGGACCCUUCUGUGUGCCAGAAACCGCAAGCAGUUGCUAACCCAGUGGGACAGGCGGAUUGGAAGAGCGGGAAGGUCCUGGCCCAGAGCGGUGUGACACUUCCCUCUGUGACCAUGAAACUCUGGGUGUCUGCAUUGCUGAUGGCCUGGUUUGGUGUCCUGAGCUGUGUGCAGGCCGAAUUCUUCACCUCUAUUGGGCACAUGACUGACCUGAUUUAUGCAGAAAAAGAGCUGGUGCAGUCUCUGAAGGAGUACAUCCUUGUGGAGGAAGCCAAGCUUUCCAAGAUUAAGAGCUGGGCCAACAAAAUGGAAGCCUUGACUAGCAAGUCAGCUGCUGACGCUGAGGGCUACCUGGCCCACCCUGUGAAUGCCUACAAACUGGUGAAGCGGCUAAACACAGACUGGCCUGCGCUGGAGGACCUUGUCCUGCAGGACUCAGCUGCAGGUUUUAUCGCCAACCUCUCUGUGCAGCGGCAGUUCUUCCCCACUGAUGAGGAUGAGGUAGGAGCUGCCAAAGCCCUGAUGAGACUUCAGGACACAUACAGGCUGGACCCAGACACAAUUUCCAGAGGGGAACUUCCAGGAACCAAGUACCAGGCAGUGCUGAGCGUGGAUGACUGCUUUGGGAUGGGCCGCUCAGCCUACAAUGAAGGGGAUUAUUAUCAUACGGUGUUGUGGAUGGAGCAGGUGCUAAAGCAGCUUGAUGCUGGGGAGGAGGCCACCACAACCAAGUCCCAGGUGCUGGACUACCUCAGCUAUGCUGUCUUUCAGUUGGGUGAUCUGCACCGUGCCCUGGAGCUCACCCGCCGCCUGCUCUCCCUUGACCCAAGCCAUGAACGAGCUGGAGGGAAUCUGCGGUACUUUGAGCAGUUAUUGGAGGAAGAGAGAGAAAAAAUGUUAUCAAAUCAGACAGAAGCUGAGCUAGCAACCCCAGAAGGCAUCUAUGAGAGGCCUGUGGACUACCUGCCUGAGAGGGAUGUUUACGAGAGCCUCUGUCGUGGGGAGGGUGUCAAACUGACACCCCGGAGACAGAAGAGGCUUUUCUGUAGGUACCACCAUGGCAACAGGGCCCCACAGCUGCUCAUCGCCCCCUUCAAAGAGGAGGAUGAGUGGGACAGCCCACACAUCGUCAGGUACUACGAUGUCAUGUCUGAUGAGGAAAUCGAGAGGAUCAAGGAGAUCGCAAAACCUAAACUUGCACGAGCCACUGUUCGUGAUCCCAAGACAGGAGUCCUCACUGUCGCCAGCUAUCGGGUUUCCAAAAGCUCCUGGCUAGAGGAAGAUGAUGACCCUGUUGUGGCCCGAGUAAAUCGUCGGAUGCAGCACAUCACAGGGUUAACAGUCAAGACUGCAGAAUUGUUACAGGUUGCAAAUUAUGGAGUGGGAGGACAAUAUGAACCACACUUCGACUUCUCUAGGAAUGAUGAGCGACAUACUUUCAAGCAUUUAGGGACGGGGAAUCGUGUGGCCACUUUCUUAAACUACAUGAGUGAUGUAGAAGCUGGUGGUGCCACCGUCUUCCCUGAUCUGGGGGCUGCAAUUUGGCCUAAGAAGGGUACAGCUGUAUUCUGGUACAACCUCUUGCGGAGCGGGGAAGGUGACUACCGAACAAGACACGCUGCCUGCCCUGUGCUUGUGGGCUGCAAGUGGGUCUCCAAUAAGUGGUUCCAUGAACGAGGACAGGAGUUCUUGAGACCUUGUGGAUCAACAGAAGUUGACUGACAUCCUUUUCUGUCCUUCCCCUUCCUGGUCCUGCAGCCCAUGUCAUCUUCAAGUUCAAUGUGACAGACACCUUUGUAUGUUCCAGUUUCUAUCAGGCUGGUUUUUGGAGAAAUGAAUGUCUGGAGCAGAGGGAGACCAUACUAGGGCGAGUCCUGUGUGACUGAAGUCCCAGCCCUUCCGUUCAGCCUGUGCCAUCCCUGGCCCCAAGACCAGGAUCAAAGUGGCUGCAGCAGAGUUAGCUGUCUAGCGCCUAGCAAGGUGCCUUUGUACCUCAGGUGUUUUAGGUGUGAGAUGUUUCAAUGAACCAAAGUUCUGAUACCUUGUUUACAUGUUUGUUUUUAUGGCAUUUCUAUCUAUUGUGGCUUUAACCAAAAAAUAAAAUGUCCCUGCGAGAAGCCUUAAAGAGCCUUACUUGGAGUAUUUUUAAGACUGGAAGCUUUUACCAGGUUCAUCACUUCCUGUGCAUCGCCUCCAUGCAGGCAGAGUCUGGAUCAUGAAUGCUUUAGUAACAAAACAUCUUGGGUCUUGGAUUUGAGACCUGGUUUCAACACUUGUGUCUCCUCUAAGUGUCAGUGUCCUUUUCUGGAAAGUAGGGUAAAUAAUUUCUCUUUGUCUCCCAGAGAACAUAGCACACGUGUUCAUGAUUGUAAUGCUGUUAUAAUGUAUAAUUUAUUUUUAAAUUUUGAGAUAAGAAUUGUUCAUGAUACAUAGAUGUAUACUUAAAAAAAAAUGAAGGUGAGCAGGAGCACCUGUGUCAACACCAAGUUAGAGAAGAGAACGUUUUCAAGUCAGUACCUCAGGAGCCCCUUGGGAACCCCUCCUAGAUCACAUCUCCUUCACUGCCCCCAGCACUUUGGAGAUAACCAUUGUCUAGUGAUGUGUGGUACUCGUUCCUUUGCUUGUCCUUAUAGUUUUACCAUCCAUGAUUACAUCCCUAAAUAAGUAGUUAUUCUGUUUUCCCUGAUUUUGAACUUCUACUAAUAGAAUCAGAGUAAAUAUUCUUGGGUAUGUGACUUCUUUUGUUCAACAUUGUUUUAAGAUUCAUCCAUGUCGUGUAGCUGUAGUUUGUUUUAAUCUUUAUAGUACAGUUUUGUUAAUGUUUAUUGUAGGACUAUACCAUAAUACAGCCAGUAUGCUGCUGAUAAACAUUGGAAUUGGUUUCAGUCUUUGUAUAUUGUGAAUAAUGCUGUGAUAAACAUUUUUAUACAUGAUUCCUGCUAUACAUAUAAACACAUAUUUCUGUAGGAUAUAUAUGUAGGAGUGGAAAUGUGGAGUCUUAAUGGUGUUCCAACUUUGCUAAAUAACGUAUUCCAAGGUCAUUAUACACAUUCUCACCAGGAGUAAAUGAGAGUUCUUAUUACUCUAACCUUUUCCAAUAUCUAGUAUUUUCAUACUUUUGCAUUUUAGCUAGCUUGGUAUAUUACGGACUAAAUGUUUGUGUCCCCUCUGCCCAAAUUCAUAUGUUGAAAUCUUAACCCCCAAUGUGAUGAUAUUAGGAUGUGGAGCCUUUGGGAGGUAAUUAGGUCAUAAGCCUGGAGCCCACAUGAGUGGGAUUAGUGACCUUAUGAAGAGAUCCCAGAGAACUCCAGCCCUCUUUCUGCCAUGCGAACACACAGCAAGAAGAUGCCUAUGAACCAGGGGGCUCUCACUAGAAAUAAACCUACUAGCAUCUUGAUCUUGGACUUUUCAGUUUCCAUAACCAUGAGAAAUCAAUGUUUUUAAUUCAAUGUAUGGUAUUUUAUUAUAGCAGCUCUACCUAAGACAGUACAUGUAUAGUGUCUAUUUUAACAUUGUUGAUAAUGUUGAACAACUUUUCAUGUUGUUAGUUAUUAGGUUUCUUCAAGUCUUCUUUUUGAUUCAUAGAAAUUUUAAAAUAUGUACACAAGCUCUUUGUUAUAUAUUUUGCAAAUAUCUUCUGUGGUUUGUCUUUUUACUAUUUUUUGUCUUUUGAUAAACAGCUUUUAAUUUUUAUGUCAAAUCUAUGAAGCUUUUUCUUUUUAUGUUUUUUAUGUCUUAUUUGAGAAACCCCAAGAUCAUGAGGAUGUUUCCUGUGUUCUCUUCUGAAAGCUAUAUAGUCUUUGUCAUUAAUUUUAUCUUUAUAUAUGGUAUGAAGUGUAAAGGUCUACUUUUAAUUUUUUGCAUAUUUUAUUAGGACAGGAUGGGCUUUUGCUAUAGUAAUAAAUAAUCCCCAAAUCUCAAGGGCUUAAUAUAUAAAAUUGUCUCAUGCAAAAAACCACUGGGUCUAAGGCAAUUGCUAUCUACUGUCAUAUAAUCUCCCUCUAGUGGCUUCCAUGGGUAGACCCUAACAGGAAGCCAGCUGAUAAGGGAGGGAAUCUGGGAAAUGUAGUUUACAGAGUGGCAGCUACAGUAGAACAGUAGAGACUACAAGGAUGAGUUUGCAGCUGAGAACGGAAACGUGACUGGCACACUAGGUUUUCCUUUUCUUGUUUGAGACUUUUUUGCCUUCUUGAAUUUGUACAAUGGUAUCUUUAAUCAAUUUUGGAAAAUUAAAUGAUUUUCUCUUUCA
Cercocebus atys (sooty mangabey) is the source of this 4540-nucleotide messenger RNA. It is a transcript of the gene P4HA2, whose product is annotated as prolyl 4-hydroxylase, alpha polypeptide II. Gene Ontology annotation, cellular component: endoplasmic reticulum. The record is from RefSeq and is a predicted model, not a curated record. Gene Ontology annotation, molecular function: L-ascorbic acid binding; iron ion binding; protein binding. The transcript is spliced from 16 exons. Lineage: Eukaryota; Metazoa; Chordata; Mammalia; Primates; Cercopithecidae. Gene Ontology annotation, biological process: peptidyl-proline hydroxylation to 4-hydroxy-L-proline. The coding region runs from base 406 to 2013 and encodes 535 amino acids.